Medicago truncatula (barrel medic) is the source of this 1000-nucleotide messenger RNA. RefSeq lists its product as uncharacterized. The coding region runs from base 67 to 765 and encodes 232 amino acids. Lineage: Eukaryota; Viridiplantae; Streptophyta; Magnoliopsida; Fabales; Fabaceae. The transcript is spliced from 3 exons. The record is from RefSeq and is a predicted model, not a curated record.
CAAGAUAAUCUCACUUCUUAACACAGUUUCUUCAUUUCUCUUGCUGACUCAUCACUCCAACUGAAAAUGGCGGAAAACUCCAACUCCAACGGCAACAGCGUCCACGUGGAACACGAGGAAGAAGAAGAAGAAGAAACAAACAACUUGAAGCACAGAAAUACUAAACCGGUAAAACAAACUUUACCGGAGGUCCUCAACCGUCUCGCAUCCACCAUCCUUUUCCCGGACCCGGCCGACGGAACUUCCUUACUUCGCCGGAUCAAAAACUCUGUCGCGGAUAACGCUCCUCUCAUUCCAGAAGCUUCUAGAAACUCUGCCAACGAUGUUCUCGUAUGGACUCGCCGUGGAAGUCCCCUCCGCGCUCUCCUCGUUAUCUCUGUCGGGACGGUUGCUUUUGUGUCUCUAUCAGGACUGCUUGUAUUUAUGCUUUUCUUUCUGACCGCGACCGUAAAUGCCAUUGUUAUAUCGCUUCUGAUAUCAUUAGCUGCAGCUGGAGGGUUCUUGGCUAUUUUCUUUGCUUGUGCUACUUCUAUAUACAUUGGAGCACUCUCAAUAGCCAUAUUUGUGAUCUCUGUUACUACAUUUUGGACAAUUGUGGCUAUUUUGAUUACCUCAGGGUGGAUUGGAUUCUUCUAUACUGUGUGGCUGAUAACAAGAAAGAGCUUCGGGUUUGCUAAACACUCACUGAGCGUGACAGGUGCUGCAAUCACAACUUAUUCUACUUCUCGGGCGUCCCGUCACCUAGUACACACAGAUUCAAAUUAGGGGAGAAGCAAUUAUGCACAAAUAGCAGCUUAUGUACAGAUAUUUAGUUACAUUAGCAUGUUUUUUAAAUUAUAUAUAUAAGCUUAUAUUGGUUAGUAAGAUGCAUUGUAUCUAGAUCUUUCACAGUUUGGUAUUUUUUUGUACUUGUGCACUUGCACAUGUUUUCAUCAAUAAUUCAGGUUAUUGUGUGCUGUAUUUGACGUUUGAUGUUAAUAUAAGCGACUUUUCUUCUUUA